UUCGUACAAAAGUCGUUCGUCAUUCAUCCCGACAGCUUCUUCACGGCGCGAGUAGCACAUGCACCAGCUUGAACAAUCACAAAACAUAAGGUAUGCAACAUUUGUUCCCAACUACCAAAUUCCGGGGAGUGGAAGAUUUUCACGUCGACUAUAGAAAUCAAUACAAAAAAAAAGAAGAAGAAAAAAAGCAAAGGACACGCCGGCCAUCUGUUCUUUGAUAUUGCAGCCUUGAAUCCAGCUGUACCAAACCCAGUCACCAUGGUGAUGAGCAUCUCGCCUCAACUGGACUAUUCGAUUUUUAUAGGCCACUCUUUAAUGGUCCCUUUCAUGGUGUGAUGAUGGUAGAUACCUACCUACCUGUUAGCGUUUGUUUGCUUGAUAGGUGUUUUCCAAUGCACGCAUGAGUGGUGCCACGUCAACAAGCAAUCAAGCACCCAACACCAGCUGCAGCCGACAAAGACACUGGCUUCACUUCCUCCAUGUGAAAGCAGAAGCGCUACAGGCGAUGAAAUUUGGGCGGCACGUAGCCGUCGGUAAGGCUACAAUGAUGAUUCCCCGCCGCUUGGUGUGACACGCACCCAAAUCCCAAGACAAAGAAAAGCACUUCGCCCGGCUGCAUGUUCGGUGCCUAGGUAGAUAGCUACUUGCUACGGCCCGGCUUGAGUGUCGCAAAUCCAACAUAACGACGGGCAUCGAUCGUCUUUCACAUUAAAUAUUAUCCGCGAGCUUCAAAUCCAUUUUGUUCCAUUACACUGUCUAUGUCCGUGUGUCAAGGGAUUUUGUCCACGCUCAUCGGCUCUUACUUUCUGCGCUGUAUCACACUCGGAGCGGCUGCUCCAGAUCGAAUCAUUUCCGCUCAGUCGUUGAGCGAGGCCCACGAUGAAUGUGUCGCAAUCGGAAUCGCCGUCCAAAUCCUACUCUGGCUCGCGCUACUUCCGCGAAUUUGUGUCCAAGAUUAGGAAAGAUCCAGACGCCGGGAAGUAUGAGCAUCUCGAAGACUACCCACACGACAUUCUGAGCGAUGAUGAGCUAGGAUUAAGGCUUUAUCACGCCGGAAUUAACCCCUACGAUCAAGACCACUUCCGACACCAGAUUUACAUCGUUGUCGCCGACUCCCCCCAAGGGAAAGCCAGCAAGAUCUGCCCAAUAAACACCGUUGUUGCCGCCUCGCUCACGCUUCAGUGGACCAAACGAGGGGACCUCUGCAAUGCGCUGCUCCUCUCGAUCAAGGGCUUCGGUCAGUGCACGUUCGCCUGGUGCGGUGAGUCGCCGAACCAGAGCAAGUGUGGCUGGUGCGGUCACGGCCAGAGAACACUGCUUUGGAGGAGCAACCAGUGGAAGUGGUUGCCAUACCGACGCGGGAGGGCUUUGCGGCAGGGUGAGAGACACUGCUGCAGAUGGAAUAAGCUGGCUCGGAGAUACGAAUGUUGUCGAUGCAAGGAUCCCGAUAACGCGCUUAUGGGGCCCCUAGACCGGGAAGACGCCGCUUCGAUGCCCCAAUCCGUCCUCCCUGCCACCAUCGAGGGUCACAAGCUGUACAUGAGCAAUUCAGUUGCUGUUGGUAACGGUGCUGCUCAGCCCACUGUCAAUAACUUUCAUUUUUAUGGCAAUAUUUACCAAGCAGCGACAGGGGGUUCAUCCGACGGACCAAUGAUCGGGCCCUCGAGCUACGUGUUCUCAGCCAUGCCUCUCGCGAUCACCAGUCUGCCAAGGGCCAUGAUUGAUUUCACAAGCUCUGUUACAUCAUCGAUGCCACAGACUGGGCUGGAGCCUGGUCGCGUUGUGGGAGAGGUAAACGACGAACAAGGGGGGUCGGGCUCCGGUCCGAGCAAGAUACGAAACUAUACCAGACCAAUGGUGGAGGAGGAUGUCGACGAUGGGGGAAUCAGUAAAAGUGGGUUGGCUGAGAAGUUUUUUAGGGUGGAUGUAAACAAAGCGUCGACUUAGACGUCAACUUAAUGCCAGCCCUGUACUCUUGUGUGAAUGAAUCUUGCAUUUAACCUCGCGACGGUUUUCCUUUUUUUUUCUUUUUUUUUCUUUUUCAUGAAUCACAAGAACAUGUCAAAAUAUUUCCAGUUUAUUGAGGUAGAUAUCUUCAAGGUUUCCGUCAUUUCACAUGGAAACAGCCGAAAUAUUUAUACUAACGAAAAUAACGGGUUAAGGUUCCCACUUCCUUACCCAUACAAUUUGAGAGCCAGCCUCUGAUCCCUCCCGUGUCAGGCACCACCUACGCCUCCCUAAAGUAGGGGCUAAAAAAGGACACACUUAGCAACCGACCUUGAUAGCCUGG
Molecule: messenger RNA, 2290 nt
Organism: Pyricularia oryzae 70-15
Lineage: Eukaryota; Fungi; Ascomycota; Sordariomycetes; Magnaporthales; Pyriculariaceae
Exons: 3
Coding region: 880-1947 (355 amino acids)
Source: RefSeq, a predicted model, not a curated record